AUGGGAGCACUAAGCAGUCGGAUGCUCUGGGGCUGGAGGAGGCGUGCCCCAGGGCAGCCAGGCGCUGGUCGGGAGGAGGAGGACGCGGUGGCGGCAGCCAUGGCAGCGGUAGAUGAGGUGGCGGAGGAGAGUGAGGAGGCCAGACCCACUACCAGUCAGUUAGGCCUCAAGCGGAAGUCAGGCACAGGAGGGCCUCACGAAAAAAAGCCCCCCCGGAAGCGCGCCAAAGACAGUUCAGAGUCCGUUUACGAGGCACUCUUCAUCAGGGGGGAAGACAGCGAUGUGCAGAUCCGCGCUCUAGGGGAGGCGUGGAACUUGCACAGAGUCUACUUAUGCCAGUCAGGUUACUUCGCUAGCAUGUUCAGUGGUGCUUGGAGGGAAGCAACCAUGAAUACUAUAGAGAUGCAGAUGCCUGACGAGAACAUUGAUCGUGACGCACUUCACGAGGUUUUAGGCUCCCUGUACCAAGACUCGGUGUUCAUCCCACCCAGCCGAGUCCUCGCUAUCCUGGCCACCGCCAGCAUGCUGCAGCUAGACAAGCUAAUUCAGCAGUGUGAGGAAAUCAUGAAGGAGACUGUUAGCGCCCAGACCGUGUGCAGCUACUACUACUCUGCUGAGAGCUACGGCCUCCCAAACAUCAGGACCAUGUGCUUCCAGUGGCUGCUGGACAACCUGAUGACCCAGCCUAAUGAGCAGCUGUUGCGAGAAGUGAGCCUGGAUCUCAUGAAAGAGCUCAUCGCUUCUUCAGAGCUCCUGGUGAUGGAGGUGGAGAUGGACGUGUACACCAAGCUGAAAAUGUGGAUGUUCCUGCAACUGAAGCCCACAUGGAGGGGUUCCUGCAGAGCCUUAUUGCCAGACACCAACUCGUGGUUUGACAGGUCCAAGAGGUUGUCAGGGGGCACCCCUUUCCUGGAGACCCAGCAGGGCAGAGCCUUCGUGCCAGUGUUCCAGCAGCUGCGUCUGGCCUACAUAAUCUGCGACCUGUCGACAGCACGCACCAUCGACCACGAUGCAGUGAUCCCAGCUGCAUGGCUUAUCCCAGUGUACAGAGAGGAGUGGCUUGCCCUCCUCCAGGUUGAACAAAUCAGGGGCCUCAGGUCCAUUAACGUCAGUGUGUCUGCCCUCCAUGGGAACAGCAUGCGCUGUGGGGCCCAGCUCUGCAGGGAUGAGAUGUGCAGCUGGCGUUGGACCGGCUUCAACUUUGGCUGGGACCUGAUGGUGUCCUACACCAACCGUCGCAUCACUUUCUGGCGCAACGUGCUGAACAAAUGCGGCGGCCUCAGGGUCAGCCUACUCUGGCAGAGAAAGAUUGCAUUCCGCCUACGCUUGGCUUCCUUGGACAGGGCUGGAAAUGCUGUUUUCAGGAAGGACACAGAAUACCAGAUCCUUGCCCUGAGAAAGGACCAAGAGCUGGUGGUAGUGGACCUGCAGAACGAAGAUGUGGUCUUCCCCAUGUAUGUGUCCUGUAACUUCCUGUACCUGGGCAGACAGGGGCAUGGCCCACAGUGA
Hipposideros armiger (great roundleaf bat) is the source of this 1509-nucleotide messenger RNA. RefSeq names its product germ cell-less protein-like 1. Bases 1 to 1509 code for a protein of 502 amino acids. Gene Ontology annotation, molecular function: protein binding. Gene Ontology annotation, cellular component: nucleus. Lineage: Eukaryota; Metazoa; Chordata; Mammalia; Chiroptera; Hipposideridae. Gene Ontology annotation, biological process: germ cell development. The record is from RefSeq and is a predicted model, not a curated record. The transcript has a single exon.